AUGCACCUCUACGACGUAAUCAUCGCAGGCGCCGGGCCAGUAGGCCUCUUCCUCGCCACAGAACUAGCCCGCUCAAAUCUUUCCGUCCUCGUCCUCGAAAAGGAUGCCAACCCCUUGUCUCCGUGGAAGGUAGAUCCUCUUGGGCUACGGAGUCUCAAUUCCAUAUCCCUUGAAGCUUUCUACCGUCGCGGUAUUCUCUCCAAACUUGUUGACCUUGACAAACGUCCAUCUGCGCCGUCAAAGUCUGGUGGUUUCCAGUUUGCCGGUGUUUUUGCAGGUAUUGUAUUGGACGCAAGUAGGUUCGACUUGGCGCGCUUCAAGUACCGUCUCCCUGGGCCGACACUCAUUACACUCGGCACGACAGUUGAGGAGGUUGAAGGUGUGCUGGCGCAAGAGGCAGAGAGGCUGGGCGUGACUAUUCUCCGCGGAUGUCCAUUCGCGACUGUGCAGCAGGGUGACAACGGUGUUACCGUUGGCGCUGCCGACGGCCAGAGUUACAGAGCUGGAUGGCUCGUCGGUUGUGAUGGUGGCAGAAGCGCAGUUCGGAAAGCUGCAGGAUUCGAAUUUGGCGGCACGGAUGCUUUAUUCACCGGCUACGUUUGCAAAGUCGAGCUUGAAAACGCUCAUGACCUAAAACAGGGUUUCCAACUGACCGAGGAUGGGCUGUAUAUCCUCCGAAAAAACGACGCUUUAUACCUCAUCGAUUUUGAUAAUGGCGCAUUCGACCGCGCAAACGAACCAACGCGCGAGCACAUUGAGAAGGUGUUGCACCGCGUGUCUGGAAACACCGACGUCCAGCUCGCAAAGCUGCACCUUGUGACGACCUUCACUGACCGCUGCAAGCAAGUGACGAAGUAUCGGGACAACCGCAUCCUUCUCGCGGGAGAUGCGGCCCACAUCCACCCGCCUCUGGGCGCUCAAGGAUUCAACCUCAGUAUAGGAGAUGCCAUGAAUCUAGGUUGGAAACUAGCCGCCACUGUGAAGCAGGAGCUUGAGCAUGGCACAGCAGACAUGGCCUUACUUGACACGUAUGAGAGCGAGCGGAAACAGAUUGCAGACUGGGUCAUUGAGUGGAAUAGAGCACAGAUUAUGACGAUGAAGCCUGGUGCAUAUGGAGAUGCGCUGCAGGCAGUCAUGAGGGAUGUCAUCAGUACAACUGACGGCUUGAACAUGUUUGUUGCUCGAACGUGGGGCCUGUUGCAGAGAUAUGUGCCCGACGGUGAUGCCCAUGAGUUGAUUGGGUGCAGUGCACCGGAUUUUGAGUUUGGUCAUGGGAAUCGACUGGGGAGCAUGUUGGAAACAGGGAAGGGGUUGCUGGUUGAUUUUGGUGGUGAUGCCGCGUUGAGAGAGUUGGUUGGAGGCUAUGACGGUAGAGUUGAGUACAUCAAUUUCGAGGCCAAAGAUAAGAUAGGGUUGAGAGCGUUGUUAGUUCGACCUGACGGGAUUGUCGCGUGGGCGGUUGAUGAUGACGGCGAGCUUGACUUGGCUAGUUUGAAACAUAGUCUCACAAAGUGGUUUGCAGUUUGA
Molecule: messenger RNA, 1527 nt
Organism: Pochonia chlamydosporia 170
Lineage: Eukaryota; Fungi; Ascomycota; Sordariomycetes; Hypocreales; Clavicipitaceae
Product: pentachlorophenol 4-monooxygenase
Exons: 1
Coding region: 1-1527 (508 amino acids)
Molecular function (GO): FAD binding
Source: RefSeq, a predicted model, not a curated record